Molecule: messenger RNA, 1434 nt
Organism: Cyphellophora europaea CBS 101466
Lineage: Eukaryota; Fungi; Ascomycota; Eurotiomycetes; Chaetothyriales; Cyphellophoraceae
Exons: 1
Coding region: 1-1434 (477 amino acids)
Biological process (GO): intracellular potassium ion homeostasis; proton export across plasma membrane; regulation of membrane potential
Cellular component (GO): plasma membrane
Molecular function (GO): sodium:proton antiporter activity
Source: RefSeq, a predicted model, not a curated record
AUGACUUGGCCAGAGAUCGAACCGUCAACAAGCCAUUUGACUUAUCUACUGCUGUCCUUCUUCCUCAUUCUCUAUGCACUGUUUUCGGAGCUCAUUCGCAACCGAGCACAUCUGUCGGAGCCACCAUUGGCAACACUAGCCGGCGUCGCUUUUGGUCCGCAAGCCGCGACUGUUCUCGACCCUUUUGAAUGGGGGUGGGCCGACAACAUCACGCAGGAGUUGACGCGAGUCGUCAUCGGUGUCCAAGUCUUCACCGCCGGCAUUGAACUGCCACCCAAGUACAUCAAGAACCAUUGGCGAGGAGUAGGCUUGCUGUUGGGUCCCAACAUGGUGUUCGGUUGGCUUGUCUGCACUGCUAUCAUCUACUUUGUACUAGGUGUCUCGUUUAAGACCGCUCUCAUUGUGGCCGCCUGUCUAACACCAACGGAUCCUGUUCUGUCGGCAAGUGUUCUUGGAGAGGCUAGGUUCUCUCAGCGAAUCCCAAAGAGAGUCCGACAUAUUCUGUCAGCAGAGUCGGGGUGCAAUGACGGAUCGGCUUUCCCACUCAUCUACGCCGGCUUGUACGCCGCAUUGAGUAAAUCAGCGGGCGAAGGCGUCAAAGAAUGGUUCCUCAACGUCAUCAUUUGGCAGUGCGGCGUUGGCAUUGCCAUUGGAGUUCUACUUGGCUACACUGCCAAUCGAGCCCUCAGAUUCGCCGAAACCAGGAACAUGACUCAGGAAUCAGCCCUCUUUGUCUUCUACUUCCUACUGGCUUUCUUCAAUGUCGGAGUGGGCUCGACGCUCGGCCUGGAUGAUUUCCUGGUCUGCUUCUCGGCCGGUCAGGCCUUCUGCUGGGAUGGGUGGUUCGCAGAAAAGACGCAUAAGAUGAAACUCCCAAGCAUCAUUGAUCUCCUCCUCAACUCUACCAUGUUUGUUUACUUUGGAAGUAUUAUUCCCUGGCAAAAGUUCCACGGCAAUCUAUCAGCUGGUCGUCUCACACUGGUGGCAGUUAUGGUACUUUUGUUCCGCCGCCUUCCGGCAAUACUGGCCCUGAAGAGGUUCAUUCCCGAGAUCAGGACUUGGCACGAGGCACUCUUUGCUGGGCAUUUCGGUCCGAUGGGUGUGGCCGCGAUAUUCCUAGCUAUGGAGGCCAGAGCACGUCUCGAAACUGGAACUUCGAUUGUGCUGCCCCAUCCUCCCAAAGAUCUCGAUCAUCACGAAGAGACGAUUCAGGAGGUCUGGCCCAUUAUAUCGUAUGUAGUACUCUGGUCAGUCAUGAUCCAUGGCUUCAGUGCGGUUGUGAUGGCCGCUAUUGGUCAUUUUUCGCGCCACGAGAAGGAGCGCCAUCCUCUACUCGGAUCGGAAACAGGCAGGCUGUAUGGAAUGGCUAACGAAGACGGAGACCUUACAGAUGGUGAUGGUGACGGAGACGACGAUGGGAACGGAGAAUUAUAG